AUGACGACUUCAUCCCGCCCGCAGCGCCUCGCUAGCCUUGGGCUUGGCAACAUGAACCGGCGAGAGGUGCCUGUCGGGCAGUACUGGCAGGUGCAGGUGCCCGCUUGGCGCGGCAUCGUAACAUCGUCCGACGCUGCUGCUGCAGACCCGUCGUCAGCGGCGCAAAUGACGGCAAACGCCGACCCGGUGCCGCAGUCGUCGAUUGAGGAGGAGUUGGCGAGGCGGACGGCCCGCAAACUCACCGCCCUCGCGUUUGAGGAGGACUGCGCCCACGCGCACCGGAUGGCAGCCGCUGUCGACCCCGCCUUGGACAACGGGGAGAGCCUGCGCCUCACCUCGUCGGGCUCGUACCUGUCUCGCUGGGGCGCUCGUCCGCCGCCGCCCGGCCCCGACGACGCGCUCGGCUUCGCGGCGGUGCUUCGAGCGGCGAGGGCCGAGGCGAAGGCGCUGGAGAGUGCGCCUCCAAAGCCAAAGCCGCAGCAAAAGCAAAAGGCGGCGCGGGCGCCGCGUGCGAGGCUGAGGGACAUGGGGGCGGUGCCGGGCGAGAACUUUACGGAGGGGCUGCGCCUGCUCGCCGAGUACCUCGACGAGUGCGGCGGCGACGGCAGCAGCCUCAUCGCCGACUGGCAGUGCCGGGUGCGGAAGGAGGGGAACACUGCGGGGACGAGCGACAUGUACUACUACUCCGACAAGGGCCAGCGCCUCCGCUCAAGGGCCGAGGCUGGAGCCGAUCAAGAGGAGCGGCAAGAGGCCAAAGCUGAGCGGAGGAGCGGCCCCGCUUCCACGCCGCUGGGAGUCAGCCAAGCCGACGCUGCCGCCGACGCGGGGAUGGGCGGUGGUGCGGCUAGCGGUGCGGCUUGGGAGGCGGCUGAGGCGGCGCCAUCGGCGCGCACGAUCAAGCCGCCUCGCGGCAAGCCGCCGCGCGCAGAGGGGUGCCGCGUGGCGUGGGACGGCGCCAUUGGCUGCUACCGGACGGCGGAGGAGCCUCCGAGGUACUGGCACGGCGCGGCGAAGCUUGGCAAAGGCGGCUGGAAGGCGAGCGUGCCGUGGUGUGCUGCCUGGAGCUUGCCCGAGGCGUGACGCUGGACUGACUCCCCGCGGCUCGCGCGGGGAGACGGGAGUUCUUGUUCGUUCCCUCCGUUGCUUUCGUUAUCUCAGGGUGGCGCGCGCGAGACAUGACUCAUGAGAAGGAGUCUGUCCGAGACACGAUCGAUUCGUUUUUCAUUAGCAUUCCACGUAAUAAACUU
Emiliania huxleyi CCMP1516 is the source of this 1247-nucleotide messenger RNA. RefSeq lists its product as hypothetical. The record is from RefSeq and is a predicted model, not a curated record. Gene Ontology annotation, molecular function: DNA binding. The transcript is spliced from 8 exons. Lineage: Eukaryota; Haptophyta; Isochrysidales; Noelaerhabdaceae. The coding region runs from base 1 to 1080 and encodes 359 amino acids.